Molecule: messenger RNA, 789 nt
Organism: Guillardia theta CCMP2712
Lineage: Eukaryota; Cryptophyceae; Pyrenomonadales; Geminigeraceae
Exons: 7
Source: RefSeq, a predicted model, not a curated record
GAGGGGUUUUGGAGGCGCAAUGGCAGGAGAGAAGUUGUCGAUGAGUGCGUUCAUGCAGUUGCGUCGGUCGCGCCAGGUGCUGGAGGAGGCACGAGAGAGGCAGGAGAAGGGAGAAGACGAAGAAGCUCUGCCAAUGCUGGAGCAGGCUGUCGGGGCCAGUGAACACUCGGUUGAGGCGCGAGUGGCUUUGAGCCAAGCGAUAUGGAAUGAGGCGGACGGGGAAAGCAGCCUCGCACGUGUCGAAGAGCUGCUCAAGCAAGCCAUUUCUGUGGCCAAGAAAAAUACUUCAUCGACGGAGUCUGCGUUCCUCCCCUUGGCAACCAACAAGCUACUGCUGCUGCUUUGCCUGCAGGGGCGAGACAAGGAAGCUCAGGAGCUGCUCCAAGGCGAAGGUUAUGAGUACCGCCUUUCACCAGAGGUUUUCCGCGGAAAGCUGAUUUGUCAAGGAGGAGACCAAGAGCAAGAUUGCAACGCACAACUACUAAGAGAUUCUCUGCUCUGUGUCCUCGAUGAAGCUCUUCCAGCAGACAUGCUUCGUCACUUGCAGGAGUGCUUCAGUCCAGCGAGUGCCUUCUGGAGAGAGCACAGCUAUCUCUCUCCUCAAACAGGAUACUUCUCUUACUUGCACGAUAUUGAUCGACCGGCUUGUAACAACAUGGAACAGAUCAUUCAUGUGCUGUGGAAGCACGCCAUCUCGAGGUUCCCUCAUGCUGCGAGGGCAAGGAAAGCCGAAUGGGUGGGCCCACUGCCGCCCCCACCCGUCGGGUCAUCAGCUUCACUUCGACUCAG